AUGCCAUUGCCAAACAAGGAAGGACAAGACAAACUUACGAAGGACAAGCAGGUGAUUGGGAAAAGUCAACAUGUUUUUAUGAAGGGGCAGUCAUGCUUGACCAACCCAAAAGACUUCUGUGAUGAGAUGACUGCCUUCAGGAAUGUGGGGAAAGCAGAUGAUGUUGUUUAUCUCAAGUUUAGCAAGGAGUUCAGUACUGUUGCCUAUAAUGUCAUACACAAACUGAUGAAGUAUGGGCUAGCUUUUGCUGUAAGUGAAGGUGCAGAAGAUAAGACUGAAGUACCAGUGCUGCAGGAGUCUGAGAAAAGUGGAACAAUUAGUAAAAUAAGCAGAGAAUUAAAAGAAAUUGUAUUUAUCAUCCAGAGUCAAAGUAAUUCUUUUCAUUCCAAGAGAGCAGAAGAUCUAAAAAGAGAUAUUUUAAAACAGGCUGCAGAUCUUGGAAAGGAAUUACCUACGGUUCUGCUUAUUCAUCAGAUGGAUGGGCGUGAAGGUGCAUGGACAAUAUUACCAUUAAUGAGAGACUUCUCUGUUACCUAUGGUAGGAACUCCUCAUGGAUUUUCUUCUGUGAAGAAGAUACAAGAAUACAAGUUGUAAAGCUGCUAGAAACACUUGGAAGAUUUGACGGGUCUAAGGAGUGGUUUUUAGGUAAAGCAUUAUAUGAUGAAGAAUCUACAAUAAUUCACCAUUAUGCCUUUGCUGAAAAUCCUACAGUCUUUAAAUUCCCAGAUUUUUCUGCUGGUUGGGCGCUUAGCAUUCCACUUGUUAACAAGCUUGCAAAGAAAUUGAAAAGUGAACCACUCAAGUCAGACUUUACAAUAGAUUUAAAGCAUGAGAUUGCCCUGUAUAUUUGGCAGAAAGGGGAAGGACCACAUCUUACUCCAGUGCCUGAGUUCUGCACAGAUGAUGUGAACUCGUAUAAGGUUGAUCAUUGUGCAACAACAUUCAGUAAUUUUCUGCCACUUUGUGGAGAGCCGGUGAAAAAGGAAGAUAUCUUUGUUGCUGUAAAAACAUGUCAGAAAUUUCAUGCAGACAGAAUACCAGUUGUAAAGCAGACUUGGGAACGAGAAGCUGCCCUUAUUGAAUACUACAGUGAUUACGCAGAUAUCUCCAUUCCUACUAUAGAUUUAGGCAUACCUAAUACUGACAGAGGUCACUGUGGGAAAACUUUUGCCAUUUUGGAAAGGUUUUUGAAUAAUAGUUCUCCCAGAACUCCUUGGUUAGUCAUAGUGGAUGAUGACACGCUGAUAAGUAUCUUCAGACUCCGAAAAUUGCUCAGCUGCUAUGACCCAAAUGAACCAGUAUUUCUUGGAGAGCGUUACGGCUACGGCUUGGGAACAGGAGGAUAUAGUUAUAUCACUGGUGGAGGAGGGAUGGUUUUUAGCAGAAUAGCUGUGCAGAAACUACUUGCCAGUAAAUGCCGGUGUUACAGCAUGGACGCGCCUGAUGAUAUGGUCCUUGGGAUGUGUUUCAGUGGCUUAGGAAUCCCUAUAACACAUAGUCCACUUUUCCAUCAGGCAAGGCCAAUGGACUACCCAAAAGGCUACCUUUCUCACCAAAUUCCAGUAUCAUUUCACAAGCAUUGGAAUAUUGAUCCAGUGAAGGUGUAUUUUACGUGGCUGGCACCAAACACAGAAGAGUCACUUAAUGGAAAAAAAGUUGGGUAUAACAGAGAGGAUUUAUAA
This is a messenger RNA of Phaethon lepturus (White-tailed tropicbird), 1683 nucleotides long. RefSeq names its product beta 1,3-galactosyltransferase-like (gene B3GLCT). Bases 1 to 1683 code for a protein of 560 amino acids. Gene Ontology annotation, cellular component: membrane. The transcript is spliced from 15 exons. Lineage: Eukaryota; Metazoa; Chordata; Aves; Phaethontiformes; Phaethontidae. The record is from RefSeq and is a predicted model, not a curated record. Gene Ontology annotation, molecular function: acetylglucosaminyltransferase activity.